AUGAUUCUUCGGUUAGAAGUCGUUGCUUGUCUUCUCUGCCUCCUGUCGUUAUCCGUUGCAUAUCGAUGGAAACGAGAUUUUAUGUACGUUUCAGAUGUUAACGGCACUGAUGCUGACUGUUUUCAGAAAUGUAAUGCUAAGUUUCAACAUGAUUUCGAGUAUAGUUUCAAUAUGUCAGCGACGAUAUUUUAUGAUUUCCCAUUCCAUCCUCUUGUAUUGGAUUAUACUACAUUUUUACUAUACUGUAAACUUGCCGAGCAACGUACUAAAUGCUAUGUGGAACAAUGUAAAGAUACAUCAGCUGAUACGGUAUUCUCACCGUCAAAUUUUAUUUGUUCCUUUAAACGCACACAUUUCACCGAGGUACGGCAAUGUUUAGCAGAUGCUGAGCCAAUCACAUUUUUGAAGUGCGAUCAUCAGUGCCAUGACGAGGUUGUACGAGCUAAUCACGAACAAAAGGAUAAUGGGAUGAACCAGGUCUUCUCCUCUUCUGAUAUUAGUGGAUACGAGAAGGAGCUUGGCAUGUUGUGCUCGUUUCAAACAUGUUAUCUUCAAUGCAUGGUGCCAAUAGUUGAUGAGGUUUGUUCAUCGGAAAUGGCUCAGAAAACUGUGAAUUUGGUACGAUCGUUCGUUCAUUGGCAUGCCACCGACAUUUCCGAUUGGCAUGCGGUUGCCGGUCAUUUUGAAGCGUUACCCAAGAGCUGUAGACAAAUAGCCGGUGCACAACCUGAUCCCGUAUUGCAGUUGAUAAGUCGAGAAUAG
Molecule: messenger RNA, 762 nt
Organism: Necator americanus (New World hookworm)
Lineage: Eukaryota; Metazoa; Nematoda; Chromadorea; Rhabditida; Ancylostomatidae
Exons: 6
Coding region: 1-762 (253 amino acids)
Source: RefSeq, a predicted model, not a curated record